Messenger RNA from Diachasma alloeum, 6708 nucleotides. It is a transcript of the gene Abl, whose product is annotated as tyrosine-protein kinase Abl. The coding region runs from base 615 to 4988 and encodes 1457 amino acids. The transcript is spliced from 8 exons. Gene Ontology annotation, molecular function: protein binding; non-membrane spanning protein tyrosine kinase activity; ATP binding. Lineage: Eukaryota; Metazoa; Arthropoda; Insecta; Hymenoptera; Braconidae. Gene Ontology annotation, biological process: protein phosphorylation. The record is from RefSeq and is a predicted model, not a curated record.
CCUCGGCUGGCUCGGGUUCCUCGCCCUGUGGCAAUGCACCUACGAGCCAAAUAAUCGACGUCAAAAGCUGUCAAAUAUGGCCGUAGUACGUGUGUCCGACAUGUAAUUGACAUGCAGAGGACAGAGGGAGUGAUAGACUUGGUGUGAAAAAAAAAAUCAACGAAAUCCGGAGUCAAAGGCGAAAAAACGGUGGAGAUUUUUUUAAAAAAAGGCGAGGACGAUGUGAAACGACGUGCACACAAGUCACGCCACAGUGAAACAGUGUUUUUGUAGUCUACAACGAGUCUAGUCCAUACAUAGUAUCAUCGGGUGCUCGUGUUGAUUAAACUCAAUGGGAAAAAAAUAACACAGUUAGUUUUGUGAUAAUAUGUGAAGGGAACUGUUGAUAAAACGUAAUUGGAGGGGUGCCGGAAGUCGAUGCGCCGGAGGAGUUAUUGUCUCGGGAUACACAUUUCAGUGGCAAACCGGUCAGGGGGUUGAAGUGAGUGAGAGAGAGGAUAUAGAGUGGAUUGUCUUUCGAUAUAAAAGGGGGGAACUUUGGGGGGGCGGGGGGUAGGUGGAGAGAAGUAAAGAAGGAUUGAGAGUAGUGCAAGGGCUAUGGUAAUUGUCAAACUAUGGGUGCUCAACAGACCAAGGACAGAGUUUUACCAGCCGGCUCGACAGUGAGACAGGCCCGAAAACAGCCGAGGAAUCCCAAGGAAUCGCGGCUCAUCGGAUCAAAUAUUUUCACCGAGCACAGCGAAGCACUUUUGCAAAGUAGGCCUCUACCACAUAUUCCUGCCUUGCCCGAGGGUGAUCCACCGAGUGGCUCAAGUGUCCAGUCACUGUCACAGCAGUCUAAUUUUUCUCAACACUCGAGUGUCACUGGUGGCAGUCUACUCGAGGCUGCUAACAGAUGGACAAGCAAGGAGAAUCUUUUAGCACAGGAAGAAGAUGAUCCACAAUUGUUUGUUGCACUUUAUGACUUUCAGGCUGGUGGGGAGAAUCAACUUAGCUUAAAAAAAGGCGAACAAGUUCGGAUAUUAAGUUACAAUAAGAGCGGUGAAUGGUGUGAAGCCCACUCCAGCACUGGCCAAGUGGGAUGGGUGCCAUCCAACUACGUAACACCGGUUAAUUCGUUAGAAAAACAUUCCUGGUAUCAUGGAAGAAUAGCGAGAAAUGCAGCUGAAUAUUUGUUGAGCUCCGGUAUCAAUGGUAGUUUUCUUGUGCGCGAGUCUGAGAGUAGUCCUGGACAACGAAGUAUUUCAUUAAGAUACGAGGGUAGAGUUUAUCACUACAGAAUAAAUGAGGAUAGCGAUGGAAAGAUGUUUGUCACAACUGAGAGUAAAUUCAAUACACUCGCUGAACUCGUCCAUCAUCAUUCAAUGCUGGCGGAUGGAUUAAUAACGCAACUGCUUUAUCCAGCACCCAAACACAAUAAGCCGACAGUAUUUCCACUGAGUCCAGAGCCCGACGAGUGGGAGAUCAAUCGUACUGACAUUGUCAUGAGACAUAAAUUGGGGGGUGGACAGUAUGGCGAUGUUUACGAGGCUGUUUGGAAGAGAUACAACAUGACUGUUGCUGUCAAAACACUGAAGGAAGACACAAUGGCACUGAAAGAUUUUCUCGAAGAAGCUGCCAUCAUGAAGGAAAUGAAGCACAGAAAUUUGGUGCAAUUGCUCGGUGUGUGCACACGUGAACCACCUUUCUACAUUAUAACUGAAUUCAUGAGCAAAGGAAAUCUUCUCGAUUAUUUGCGUAACGAGAGUAAACACCAGAUUAAUGCUGUGGUUUUGAUGCACAUGGCGACACAGAUUGCCAGUGGAAUGAGCUACCUCGAGAGUAGGAAUUUUAUUCACAGAGAUUUAGCCGCAAGGAAUUGUCUAGUUGGUGAAAAUCACCUGGUGAAAGUCGCUGAUUUUGGAUUGGCAAGGCUCAUGAGGGAUGACACUUACACAGCACACGCUGGUGCCAAGUUUCCCAUCAAAUGGACGGCACCUGAGGGCCUGGCGUACAAUAAAUUCUCGACAAAGUCCGAUGUUUGGGCAUUUGGCAUUCUACUCUGGGAAAUAGCUACGUACGGAAUGUCCCCUUAUCCUGGGGUCGAUUUGACUGAUGUGUAUCAUAUGCUGGAGAAGGGGUACAGGAUGGAGUGCCCACCUGGCUGUCCACCCAAGGUUUACGAACUUAUGCGCCAGUGCUGGCAGUGGAGUGCUGUCGAGAGACCUACGUUUAAGGAGAUUCAUCAUUCUCUGGAGAAUAUGUUUCAAGACUCCAGUAUCAGCGAGGAAGUAGAGAAACAACUGCAGGGAGGUGGUGAUACACCAACUUUGUCCUAUAAGAAAUCCCAGACUGGAAGUACUGGGAAUAUUCAUGGCCUUGUUCUCGUGUCCGAUCAACUGUCUACCUCAGGUUUAACGCAAGGUCAAAAUUAUGGUGCGAGUAGUGUCACCAAACUGAGUACGUUCAUGAGUGGGCACUCGAAUAAAGGCAACAGCAGUAUUGUCCAGAUGCGUCGAUCGACGAAUAAAAAAGGAAAACAGGCACCAGCACCUCCCAAGAGAACAAGUUUAUUGUCAUCCUGCAGUUCAUUCCGUGACUCAGCUUACCAGGAGCAAGAUCAGCAGAAUAUCGAUGUAGGCGCUGUUACAUUAGACGAUGGGACCGAUCUAAAUGGUAUUGAUAACGUUUUUGAAGGUAUCACGCGAGAUCUCGUGACAAUGGCGUCAGUACCGACGGGAGGCUGCGAGAUGGAUGAGGACGGUGAUGGGUCCCAGGGUACUGCCGAGCCUAAUUUACCACCACUGCAGCGAUCUGCAUCACCAGAGAUCACCAUACAGUGCAAUCAGAAACAAAUUAAAACACGACAGUAUCCAUCUAAGGAAGUACUACCACAGAAGCUGGUGCACGUGGGUGCCCUGGAAGUGCAAAAUGUUAAACGUGCGAUAAAUCGUUAUGGCACGUUGCCCAAGGGUGCGAGAAUUGGAGCUUACCUGGAGUCACUGCGUCAGAGUGGAAUGCCGUCUGGUGGUGAGGCCCCUGCCAUAAUUGACCAGCAGCAUCAACCGCAGCCACCUCACCCCCAGCAUCACGAUCCAGCCACAGAGUUAUCCCAGCAUCGUUCGCUCUCACCGCGUCAAAAUAAUCUUAGGAAUCAGCCCCAAAUGACGAGAAGCAAUUCGUCGAGUGGAGUUGUCAAUACUUAUCAACCCCCCAAUUCCCCAAGAAGUCGUGGUAUGUCGGGCAGAAAGAACAAUCCCGAGAGCAUUGGCCUGCGAACGUUUCGUGCGCCGAAUACAUCGACAUUCAGAACAGCCAGUCCCUCACGAUCAAUUCAACCGACUCUAGCUGAUCUCGAGUUCCCCCCGCCGCCCCUCGACCUCCCACCGCCCCCCAACGAGGAGCAUUACGACUCAACAUCAAUUAACGAAGCCACACAUCCACCCAGACCAUCGGGCUCUCCAGUAUGCAUGAGAAAAUCGAAGAUUGAACGGAGAUCGCGUGAAGAUCCAGACGAAGACGACAAAAACAACGACGUGAGAACGGCCGAGCCAUCGGUGAAGGAGGCGUCCUCACGUUUUGGUGUGAAUUUGAGGCGUCGCGAGGUGUCCAGUGAAGCUGGCGGGCCUGCCAAGUCUAGUGAUGAGAAAAAAGUGCCAUUCAGAUCGGGUAAGGACGCAGGCCCUGCCAAAAACGAGACUGCCUGUAUUCUAUCACCCCCUCUCGAGGCACCCCCNUCCCCUCCACCCCCACCACCUCCGGCGAACAAUGAACCUGCUAACGAUACAUUCAACUCGAAACCUGGAAUGAAGGAAAUGCUGGAACUGAAGUUGAUCAACGAAAUUCGCCAGAAUGCAGACUCGAAAAACGUAGGAUCAUCGAAGAAAUCUAAUGUACCGAAUAAUGUUUCAUCCCUUUCUCUGGACCCUGCGUCGCAACUGUUGUCAGAGCUGUGUGCCAGUUUCAGUAUGGAACACGGUAUCAAGCCAGUUAUUCAGAACGAGUACGCAAUGUCGAAUGUAAAGGGCACGGAGCCUGUCCCCGAUCAUCACCCAGAGAAGCCCACAAUCGUCAAAGAACUCCCUUCCCCGAUGACUGAGAAUGUUGUGAACCCUGGGAAUGUCGGUUUUAAACUGAAAAAAGUUGACAAACGGAGUAAUCCCAGGGAGGAGAACACAGAUAGCCAGAUAAUAGACUUCAAAGCGAGACUGAGGAAGGUUGAUAACACUGAGAAAUCCCAGCAGGACGAGAAGAACAGGAGGUCGGAGGAUCCCAGCACUGACGCCUCAGAGCCUGAUGAUGGGGACGACAAGCGCAGGAGUACAGGGAGCAUAAGCAGUUUGAAGAGACUCUGGGAGAAUAAGGAGGCCUCCUCCGACAAUCAGCCACUGAGUCCUAAACUGGGGGUGAGGGGAAUCAACAAACAGGACAUGUUGGAUCCUGGGGAGGAGAGCCCGGAGGACCACAGUGGGGCUUCGACGAGGAGUUCGGCGACCAGUAAGAGCGAUGGACGCAGCUGGCAUCCUGCUAGCACUUCUGGAGACUCGGAGAAGCCAGUGGUGCCUGCCAAACCGUCGAAGGGCAUUGGCUCCUCUGGUAAAUACUUUGGGUCUUCGAUUUAUGCAACUCCUAACUGCGACAAAUCAUCGCAUGACGAGGAUCCGGGGAAGGAGGGAAAAGCCGCGAAACACGAGGUCCUGGAGCUGGCGAAUGCCAUUGAGACGAGCAUCACUAAUUUGAAGGGCACACCUGGCAUUGUCAUGGCCAGUUGGCUGCAGUUGUCGGACAAAGUUGGACUUCUUCAUGGGCUUCUUCAAGGUAUCACCUCGGUCGAGAGUGGAACUGUCCCACCUCAUGCCAGAUUUCAGUUUCGGGAUUUAAUGUCACGUCUGGAGCUGCAGGCGAGACAACUGAGGGCCGCUGGCACGAGAAAUAUCACAGAGAAUACAAGACUACUUAGUGACGUACAGAAUACGAUUAAAGACGUGACGAAUAUGGUACAGAGAUAAAUGCAAUUUCUAAUCAAAAUUUUUGGAUUCAGGCAAGUGGCUUUGUUUUAUUUUUUCAUUUCGUUGGGUUUGUCGUUUUUCUGAUGAUGAUGAUGGGAAUAAAUCGUGGCUCCUCGAAUGGGAGGAUUUUUCUCAAUUCUUGUGGGACGGUGUCUUUGAAUGAAGAUAUAGUAUAUAUAUAAAUAUAUAAAUAAACCAUAUAUCUAAGUCAUUAGUGAUGAAAACAAAAAAACAAGCGACCGAAGGAACAGUAUUUCUCUUUCGAGCGAAGCCAGAAGUUUUUAAUGAGUAAUUAAGGAGAAACAGAUAGUUUUUAGAAAUGCUAAUCGGUGAAUCGAUGCUAUAUAGCCUGAUACUAUACUUACGAAAUGGUAUGAUAUUUACAAUUUAUAUUUGCAGAAAACAAACUAAAAUUACCUUUUUGAGGGUUUUUUCUAUGUCUACUCAGUACAGAAGGAAAAAAAAAUAUUGUAGUCUUGGAUUCGAGUUUUGUGAUCAAAAAGUUAAUAUAAAAAAAUCAAAGUCGUGGGGAUAUUUUUUCAUUCUUUCGUUAUUUUUGUCGACUUUGUCACUGGCGUCUGAAACCGAAACGAAAACAUUAUGCUAAAGAAAACUACAAAAAACUAUUUCUUAAUCCUAUUGUCGCAUCACUCAUUUUUAGACGUGUAAUUUUAUAAAACGUCACGAGGAUAAACGCUUAGUAUAUCGUAAUAGCGUUUAGCGCAUUUUAAUUAUAAAUAUGAAAUUAAGUGAACAAAAAAAAAUUUGAAAAAAUAAAACGAGACAGUUUUGUUGUGUAUCGAGGGACAAUAUAAACGAUUUUGUAUUUGUAAAAAAAACUGAAAAAAAAUUUAGAGUCGAAGACGACUGAUAUAAUUAAUUGUGCGCCUACAUUGAAGUAAUCAUUGUGGUGAUGACAAAUUUGCCAAUCCCUUUGGGCUGAAGAUGAGAAUAAUGUAAUUAUAAUCAAAGUCCUUGAGUGUCGUGCGCUUCGUUUAUACACUGUGGGAAUGCAGUCAAAAAUAUUGUUCUUCCAGAGCGUAAGCCCGAAAAAAUAUCCAAUCACUUUUCACCAAAUAUUUCUUUGGGAUUACGCUUUAAUAACAAAAACAAAAUGAGUAGACGUACAUUUGUAGCAACGGGUGAAUGGAUUGCAUUUCUCUAUUCGACACUGCCUAUACUCCCCCCUCCAUAUAACAAACAUCUCUUCAUCAAAUUAAUAUCGCAAUUUGCAUGAAAGAGCGGCCAUUCUUCGAGCCCACCCCCCUUCCCCCAUCAAUUUUAAUAGUUUUCCUGUUAUCCUGUGAUAAUUGUGGAAAAAAAUGUACGACACUAUUGCUAUUGAUUUCUUAACGUCUUUUAGUUUAUCACCUCUGAACGAUUGUGCUCAAUCUACUCCAAAAGGUCUUUUUUAGUCACUGAAGAACGACAACUUUAAAUCCUGGAAUAAAUGGUGAAUCAUAGAUACGAAUUAUCAUGUUUUAUAUAAUAAUGUGUAUUAUAGUAAUUUUAAUAUUAUUUAUACGCGUAUUUAUUUUAUAACUUUCAACUGUCAUUGAUAUUUUAAUUUUUUCUCUUCACAAAAAUAAGACAAAAAUACGUAUACACGAAAAAUAAAAAAAAAUAAGAAUGUGGAAAUUAAUUGACCAACGUACUGAUUCGCUCAUACAAAAUUUAUUGCUUUAUACAUUGAUAUAGGAUUGAGAAUAAAAAGUAUAUG